Pochonia chlamydosporia 170 is the source of this 483-nucleotide messenger RNA. RefSeq names its product ER-golgi SNARE complex subunit Bet1. Gene Ontology annotation, biological process: endoplasmic reticulum to Golgi vesicle-mediated transport. The coding region runs from base 1 to 483 and encodes 160 amino acids. NCBI's taxonomy places the organism in Eukaryota, Fungi, Ascomycota, Sordariomycetes, Hypocreales, Clavicipitaceae. The record is from RefSeq and is a predicted model, not a curated record. The transcript is spliced from 3 exons.
AUGUCGCAACGAUUCGGCGCAUCCUCCCUCCACCAGCGCGACUCCCGCUCCGCCCUCUUCGAAGGCUACGACGACCACAACCACUCGCAAACACCUCGUGAAUACAGCCCCAACCCCUACAGCCCCAGCUACGCAUACGCCAAAGCAAACGGGGGGUAUCGCUCCGCCACGCCCAACAAACGAGGCCAGUACAGCGACGCCGUGCUCAAUGAGCUAGAGAGCCAGAAUGACGAACAAGUCGCGGGCAUACUGGGUAAAGUGCGGACACUAAAAGAUAUGACGGUGGCGAUUGGCGAUGAGAUCCGCGAGUCGUCUGCCCUGGCGGACAAGAUGAACGAUGCGUUUGAUAGUACGAGGGUGAGGCUACGGGGUACCAUGAAUAGGAUGAUGGUUAUGGCGGAGAGGACGGGCGUGGGGUGGAAGGUUUGGUUGUUGUUUUUUGCGGCCGUGGGGAUGUUGUUCUUUUAUGUGUGGCUGUUUUAG